This is a messenger RNA of Cucurbita pepo subsp. pepo (vegetable marrow), 1138 nucleotides long. RefSeq lists its product as uncharacterized. The record is from RefSeq and is a predicted model, not a curated record. Lineage: Eukaryota; Viridiplantae; Streptophyta; Magnoliopsida; Cucurbitales; Cucurbitaceae.
UCUCAACUCUGCAAUAGAAAAAUUAUUCAAUAAAAUUGCGCCUUUCUGUCCUUUCUCCCUCGCUCCCUCACCCUCCGGCGGCACCCACUCUUCUCCGGCAAGCACGUACUCCCCUUGUCGAACCAUAUCCAGCGACGGCGAUAGACCCACCUGGAAGGCGGCCGACCCCCACGAACAUCCUUGCAGCAACCCUCUCCUCCCGGCGCGACUUACAAGCGAUUGCUUGAUUAUUUGCAGUAUAGCGGUCUUGAAGUUGCAGCAGCAAGGUCAAUGAGUAGCAACAUGGAAAGGCCGCAGAAAUCUAGACCUCCCGAAAUUGUUAAGUUGAAUGACGCAGCGAAAUUGGCAGCGGAGUUGAUGAGUAAGAUGACAAAUUGCGAAUGGAAAGAAACUGCAAAUGAUAAUAAAUCAACCGUGGUAGAGCCCGAAAAUCGACCUCCUAGACUUGGACUUGGAGCCAAAAUAAGUAGCCAGUUCAGAAAUGGACCUUCUAAUGACCCACUUGAUAGAAAGUUAUAUGCCAAGUUGGACGCUGGGAAAAAGCAAGCUGCUAGAAAGAUGUUGGAGGAUACUCCUGUACUUAACAAUGAAGAUGAUGACGACAACGAUGAUGAAGAAGAGAGUAAAACUGCCAUGUUCGAUAAGAAGCGAGCACCAACUCGAGUAACUAUGCCUCCUUUCUGGACCAAGAAAAAACGGAGGUAGUUUGUUUUUGUAGGUAGGGAAUAUUCUUGAUUAUCAAACCAGUGAACAUCUUAGUAACUAUGCCUCCUUUCUGGACCAAGAAAAAACGAAGGUAGUUUGUUUUUGUAGGUAGGGAAUAUUCUUGAUUAUCAAACCAGUGAACAUCUUAGUAACUAUGCCUCCUUUCUGGACCAAGAAAAAACGAAGGUAGUUUGUUUUUGUAGGUAGGGAAUAUUCUUGAUUAUCAAACCAGUGAACAUCUUAGUAACUAUGCCUCCUUUCUGGACCAAGAAAAAACGAAGGUAGUUUGUUUUUGUAGGUAGGGAAUAUUCUUGAUUAUCAAACCAGUGAACAUCUUAGUAACUAUGCCUCCUUUCUGGACCAAGAAAAAACGAAGGUAGUUUGUUUUUGUAGGUAGGGAAUAUUCUUGAUUAUCAAACCAGUGAACAUCUUA